This is a messenger RNA of Delphinapterus leucas (beluga whale), 3899 nucleotides long. It is a transcript of the gene SH2D1B, whose product is annotated as SH2 domain containing 1B. Gene Ontology annotation, cellular component: cytosol. Gene Ontology annotation, biological process: negative regulation of insulin-like growth factor receptor signaling pathway; regulation of immune response. Gene Ontology annotation, molecular function: inositol-polyphosphate 5-phosphatase activity. Lineage: Eukaryota; Metazoa; Chordata; Mammalia; Artiodactyla; Monodontidae. The record is from RefSeq and is a predicted model, not a curated record.
UCAUCUCACUCCCACAAGUCAGAGAAGGAAGAGGUAUUUCCACAGGCUCCAUUAGGCCAACUGCUUCCUCUUCUCUCCUCAGAGUUGUCUCUGAACUUGGAAUAUGAGAGCGCUCACCAUGGAUCUGCCUUAUUACCACGGCCCUCUGUCCAAGCGAGACUGUGAGACCUUGCUGCUCAAGGAAGGGGUGGACGGCAACUUUCUGUUAAGAGACAGUGAGUCUAUGCCCGGAGUCCUGUGCCUCUGUGUCUCGUUCAAAAAGUUGGUCUACACGUACCGAAUCUUCAGAGAGAAACAUGGGUAUUACAAUAUACAGACCGUGGAAGGCGCUCAAAGACAGAUCUUUCCAAACCUAGAGGAACUGAUCUCCAAGUUUGAAAAACCAAAUCAAGGGCUGGUGGUUCACCUUUUAAGGCCAAUAAAGAGAACCUGUCCCUCCCUGAGAUGGAGAAGAUCGAAGAUAGAGCUGGAUGGUAUUUAUGAGAACAGUAACAGCGAUUAUGUGGAUGUCUUGCCUUGAAGAUAAGGAGACUGGACAAAGCACUUAUAGAAGAGAUGGGGUGAUAGCUCUCACCAGUGACCCUGCUUCUCCUGCAGGUGUAGGUCUGUAAGGCCAAACUCUAGGGGAAAAUUUAGACUCUCUUGGUGUGAGUGACUGUCCACCAGUCUCAGAGAAAUCACUCCCCCUGCCCCGCCUCCCAUGCAUACACCUUGAGCAGCUUCGAAACCCCUUUUUCCCUCUCACUCUUCUUUCUUGCAAUAGGACAGCCUGAACCUAUUCUCCUUGACUUGUUAAAGGUGCCACCACUACAUCACAGUUGACAUCCCCCUUUCAACCACGUGACCAGAGGGGAGAGAAGAGAGAGCGUUGGCUGCUAGUUAGGAGCCUGAGUUCCAGUCCUGGCUCUGUGACUGCAGACCAACCUCUUCCUCUUUCUUUCUCUUUCUCUGUUUCUUCAUCUAUAAAACAAGUGGCUAAGCAGAAGGGUACACAAUGCCCCAGCAGAGUUAAGACCUGAUUAGUGUGGAAUGUACCAAAUUCUCUGCCCAUUCUAUCACCCAUCUUCAAACCGUAGUGAUUCAUUUCACCCCACUAGACUUACCUUUUAAAGUUAUUAAAGAGAGGAACUUAGAUCUCUAGGAAACAUGAGCAGACAUUGUGGCUGGAACCCCAAAGCACGAGCCGUUCUGACUUUUGGGUCACAGCAAACCAUAGUGGAGAAGAAGUGCGCUGUAGCCAUAUUAAGAGAGCUGAGGGGGCCAAAUCCUUCUGGUUCGUUCGGUAAAGGACACCACAGCAAACCUGCUCUCCAGGGUCCCGGGUCUUUGAUCCUUUCUCCAUGGUACAAAGAAGCAUGUUCCAGUUGUCAGAGCCUGCAGCAAGCCUUGGCACAGAAAAUACAUUCAGUGAAUAUUUCUUAAAUAAAUGACUGAAUAAAUCAAUAUACAUAAAAUGUGGCCGCUUAUUCUGGAUAGCAGAGAUUUGUUUGAACUUUCUACAUUUCAAAAUCCAGUAGAACGUGACUAUUAAUUCAAGACCUUUCAGUUAUAACUCUCAUGGAAGUGAUCUCCUUUUUUCUGAGCAUCUAUGCGUAGCACCUUACAUGAUGCUUGGUCCCAGUGGGUUUUCAGCAUAUUUUUCAAACGAGCAAGCCACAUUUAAUAGCUGAUGUGGAUGUCAUGCUAUAGUUCCCUGAAAUUUAGAAGACCCUGAACAGGUCAUAUGAAGAACAGCUGAAAGUUCUGAGUAUGUGGGACUGGAUGAGGGAAAACUUAAACUAAAGCAGUCGUUUCAAGUGUUUGAAGUGCUGUUCUGUGAAAGAGCCUGAAGACUCACUGGGUACAAUGCCAGACAGCGGAACUCAGACCAAUGGCUGGGUGUUUAUAGGAGGGCAGUUUUAGCCAAAUAUAAGAAAGAACUCUGAACCCACUGGGGCUAUCCUACAUUCAAACAGUCCUCCCUCUGCUGUGGUCCAAGUGACUUAGGUAUGGAGAGUAAUCACAUUCCUUUGUUCAUAACUCAUUACCACCAUCAAACCAUACAAGACUCUUGUUUUAUUUCAUUUUUCUUCCCUUCAUCCCUAAUUCCCAUUUCAAUGGAACCAGCUCUGUACUAUUUGAUACAUGCCCUUGGUAUGUAUGCACCCUUGUAGAAUAUACAGAAUUGGUUGUGACUCUAUAUAUCUUUUGUAUUUACCUGCAUGAUAUGGUGCUGUUGCUCCAAUUCUGUUAUUACUUUUCUUCACUCAAUAGUAUGUUUAGUUCUAUUCCAUAUUGUUGAGUGUACAUCCAACCCAGUGCCUCUAACUGAUGCAUGGUAUUCCACAGCGUGCAUCCACCACAUUUUGCUUCCCUCUAGAGAUAGAGAUAUCUAAGUUGGUUCCAACUCCCUGCUACCAGGAACAAAACUGUGAUGAGCAACCUUGAGCAAGUCUCUUUAUGGAAGUGUAAAAGACUUCCUCUGGAUUAUAUGGGUGGGUCAUAAAGCGUACUCAGAGUUAAUUAUGAUGUAAUCAAGCCCAUUAAGUGCUUUUUUUGCCUUAUGAUUUGUGCUUUUUGAUCCUUGUUUUACAAGCCCUUCCCCACUCCAAGAUCGUGGAAAAAAAAAUUAUCCUACAUUUUCUUCUACUGACUUUAUACUUUUACACUCCACAGUUAGGGUUUUAAAGAUGGCAAGGACUUUUGCCUUUUUCACUGGCAUGUAUCCAGUGUCUAGAAAAGUCCUUCACCCAUAGUAGAUGCUCAAUAAAUAUUGAUUGAAUAAAUGAUUAAUCUGGGGUAACCUUUGUUCAUGGUGAGAGGUAAGAAUCCAGCUUUGUAUUUUUCCACAUAUAUUUAAGUGGUUUUCUGAUUUCAACCCGCUUAAUAAUUCAUUUUCCCCCCUCUGACUUAUGGCACAACUGUUCUAAUACCCUGGCUUUUAAUUGUCUGGUAGGAUAGGCACUCUCUCUUAUUUUUUAAAACCAAUUUAGCUGUCUGUGGACCUUGAUUCCUCUACAUACAUUUUAGAAUAAAUAAGUUUCUCAGAACAUCUUCCUGGAAUUUUGUGUAAAGUUGCAAUGAAUUUGUAGAGUAAUUAGGGGAGAACUGAUAUUCUUGUGAUGUUUUCCCAUGCAUAAACAUGCUACAUCUAUUUUGUCAGGCUAUCUUUUCUGGUCUUUAAUGCAAUCAUAAACUUUCAUUACAGAAGUCUUGUAUAUUCUGUUAGUUUAAUUGCUAACUAUUUUUAGUUGUUAUAAAUUUAAGUCAUAUGUUUUAUUACAUUUCUUUUUUUCUUUUGAUUUGAGGUUUCCCUUUUUUUUUUUAUAUAUUGGGGUAUAGUUGCUUUACAGUGUGUUAGUUUCAGCUGUACAGCAAAGCGAAUCAGCUAUAUGUAUACAUAUAUCCCCUCUUUUUUUGGAUUUCCUUCCUAUUUAGGUCACCACAGAGCAUUGAGUAGAGUUCCCUGUAGACUACAGCAGUAGCAAACUGUUUAUGCUCUGAUUAGAUCUACCGGUUUAUCUGUUGAUUCUAUUGUAAAUUAGAUUGUAAAUUCCAUGUAAAUGAUUUUGUCAGCUAUAAAUGAUAGAAUUUUGUUCUCCUUCCUUUCAUCAGUUAUACAUUUUAUUUAUUUUCUAUGUUUACUUGGUUGGCUAGGACCUCCGGUAUACAUUAAAUACUAGCCAUGAAGGUGGGCAUUCUUAUGUUGUUCCCAUAUUAUAUGAAAUGCUUAGAAAUUUCCCCAUUUAAGCACAAUGUUUGUUUCAGCCUUUAAGAAGGCUAUUUUAGUUUUUAUCAGAAAUGUUUUGAAAUUUAUUAAAUGAUUUGUUUCUGUAUCUACUGAGAUAGUCACAUUACUUUAAUCUUCAUUCCAUUAUAGAGAUAAAUUACAUUAAUUAAAUUUCUAAUAUUAUACCAUC